CAGUUUUCCCACCAGAGGAGGAGACAUUUCAGGGGUGGUUAAUCAUUUUUGAUCUAUUCACACUGCAACACAGACACUACUCUCACCUUUCCAUGUUUUAGACAUGCUGUGCUGGAUUCCCUGCUUCUUUCUGGGCUUUUUAUUUUGGGGCUCAGCUCAUGGGGUUCCCCAGACAAACGCCUGCCCCGACAUCACAGACCAGGAGCUGUUCUGGGGUUCUGACCAGUACGACUUUGCUAUAGUGCUCCCUGCUGCUGGGUUGGAGUGUUUCUGGCACUUUGCUCACCGUGGAGAGAGAUUUUACUUGAACUUCAUGCUCAGCAUUUAACAGCAUCAUCUUCUCAAAACUUGCCUCGGAGCUUGUUGACCUUGGGCUGGGAACAUCUAUCUGCAGAUGGAUUCUCUGAUUCCUCACAAACAAGCCCCAGGUGGUGAGAGUUGGUAAGCACACUUCCUCAUCACUCAUUUUAAACACAGGAACGCCACAGGGUUGUGUGCUUAGCCCCCUCCUAUAUUCCCUGUUCACACACCCCACACUUCACAAGAUGCACACAGAAGCUGUCCUACAGUUUCUCAAGUACACUCUGCACUGUGCAUUUCAUUUUUAUUAUUAUAAAAAUGAAAAUAAAAACUCUAACUCUGUGCAAUACUGUACUAACUCUGUUUCAUUAGUUAGAUUUGUUCCAGCCGUGUUUCCACCUGUUUCUCAUCCUCUCAAUAUCCUGUCUAUUUAAGCCCUCAGUUUGUCUCUGCUCAUGGUCACGACAUCGCCAAUGCCUCGUGCGUGCACCCUGUAGAUGUUACUAGUCUCAUCAUUGUGGAGGAAUUUCCUCCGUCUCCACUCUGCAGUCAGUUUCAGCACCGUUCUCUGAAGGUCCCACCACAGCUUCUCAGUUAGGCUGAGGUCUGGACUGACUGGAGCAUUGCACCACAUUGAUUCUUUUUCUUUUUUUCAGCCAUUCUUUUGGAGAUUUGGCACUCUUCUUGGUAUCAUUGUCCUGUGGGUGACCCAAUUUGGUCUGAGCUUUAGCUGCGGGGCUGAUGGCCUCACAUCUGACUCUAGAAUACAAUACAAUACAACUUUAUUUGUAUAGCAUGUUUAAAAGACCAGCGGUACACCAAAGUGCUUUACAAUAAAAACAGGAAAAUUAAGACAUGAUUAAAUAAAAGACUAUUAACAAAGUACCACAUAUGUCAUCAGGUUAAGGGCACUAAUUAUAUGGCAACAGAAGGGAAUAUAAGAACAAAGUUACUAAUUUCAGAUAUUACUAAAAGAUAAAGUACAUAAAUAUAAAAUUGAACCAAAUAUAAAUUAGGGACACUAACUACGUGCGUGUGCGCAUGCGCGUUCAGGUGUGCUGGGGGUAUGCGAGUUCAUGUGUUUUUAACUGGGUUUUAAUUUAGGGUUUUUAAUUAAACUAUUUUUAUCGCUUUGGCUGUCUCAACAUUCAGUUAUGCAGACAUGUGUGUUCUUAAAAGCAAUUCUUUGUUUUUGCGUGGAGGGGUGGAAGCCGUUUUGCUUCACAGUGCGCCUUAACAAAGCGGGAAUGCUUUUUAUUUACAUCUAGUCAAAAGUGUUAGUAAUAGUGUUUUAAUCACACUAAUUUUGUGAUUCUGACAAUGUCUCAGCUUGCAGUGAUGCAUGCAUUUUAUUUUAAAAACGGCACAAAUGGGAAUUUCUUCUGUACGGGCAAUGUCAGCCUGUUCACAAGCGUUUCAUGUAAUCAAACCACUAGUUUUAACAAGUUUUUACGCAUCUACUGGGGUUUCUUUCACGGGUUGAUGCAAUCAUUUUAUUUAAAAAUCGGGAUUUCGGAAUGUUGAUCCAAGAGGGAGACAGAGCCUGCUAGUUUUUAACGCAAUAGGUGGUCACAAAUAACAUUCAGUCCUUUUGGGAAAUAAAUGCUGCAGUGAUACUUCUAAAACCAGUCGCGCAAGCCCCAUCCGUCUUUUAACAGCCGGUUAAUUGUUUGAAUUUGUUCAGGAACGCAAAAGCCCACCGUGGGUAUCAUUUAAUUGUUGGGAUUCCUUAGGAAAAGGUAAAAGCCGACAGGUGUACCAGUCGAGCGGGGACCCGACCUAUUGCUUAAAGUGACCGGUAUCGGCUCUUUUUGUAAUUCCUCGACAAGGUAAAAGCCCCGCAGAUGUACCAGUCGAGCAGGGUCUCGCCUAUUUUCUGAAGUAGCCAGCAACAGCGGACCAUUAGGCCUAUUUUGGCCAGUUACACCGGAGCUCAGCAACUGCAUGCCCCACCCUCAUUGUUUUAAGCUUGCACAGCAAGGUGAUGCCCUGCAGGUGUAUCGCCCCAGACUUAUCGGCCCCCCAUCUAUUGUUUUUGGAAGCGUUCCUCAGGGCGUGAGACCCUCGCCAUUUCGCGUCAGGACCAGCGCCGGUGCAGACCAUUUUCUACCCACACAGAGCGUUUCUGACAGGCGGCCGUUGCUUAUGCGUAAGAGAAAAGAACAAUACAACGCGGUUCUCUGCUCCAAGACAUCCGCGGUCCUUUCACACGAUGAUGAAAUCCUCUUUAUUUGAGAAAGUGUCCCUAAGCUACUGCGGCUCACUGAGUUCCCUAGCUACUUCUUUACUAUGUCAGUAAACUUUUUGAACAAGAAAGGUAUGGUAGAUUUAAGACACAUCUUAAUUGAAGCAAAGGCAAAAAAUCUGAAUGAAUCUUAUGUGGUUGUUCAUAUUAAAUCCAUCAAAGAGUGAAAAUCCAAAAGCUGCUGCAAUCCUUUGUAUUAAUGAUCUCUCUCUCUGUGUGUGUGCGUGCGUGCGUGCGUGCGCGCGCGUGUGUGUGUGUGAGAGAGUCCGUGCGUGCUCGCAGAAGGAAGGUCAAGGCAGGAGCUUUUUUGUUUGAAUGCAUUUCCAAUCAGCUUUUUUUUUUUUUUUUUACAAGAAGUGUGGCUCAUACAUUGCAAUAAAUGUAUUCUGCUACAUCUGCUAACGAGAGAACAUGUUUUUUCAUCAUAAAGACUGUGAUAUGAAGCAUUGUUAAAGUGUCACUUCAGUAAUGCUGCUGAGAGAAACAAGUGUUGACUCAUUUUUUUUUUAAAAUACAUGACUUAAAACACUAAAUUCUAAUUUCAAAGGUUUAUUUUAAGUUUAAAGAAUAUAACAGCUGGUAAGACGAUGAGUUUUGCUUCUCACUGUCCAUGUUAUGUUGUAGUAUCCAUUAUCAUGUAUGCUACUUUGCUCUGUGGACUGUAAAAUGUUUCAUUGUAUUCAUGAAAUAAACCAGACUUUCAAUGUCUGAAUCUUUUACCGUUUUUCUGCUUUUGUUCACCCCAAGUUGACAAAACCUGAAGAUAUCCAGAGUUAACUCACUAAAAUGUGGAGCAGUCUCAGUGUAUUCAGCUGCUUUUAUCCUAAACACAAUAUAAAUAUACAAUACACAAUAUAGUGUGUGUGUGUGUGUGUGUGUGUGUGUGUGUGUGUGUGUGAAUGCCUUAGAAGUCAAAAGUAUACAUGAGCCAUACUUACAAAAAAACAUUUUUAAUUUCAUUUAGAACUGAGAUUCUAAGUUGUAAGCAGAAAUCUUAUGCUCAGCCAGGAGUAUGUUUCCCCACUUUCACAAUGCUAAGGUGUCAAAUCCGUGAUCCAACAGAUGGUUUGUCACACGCGGGCGAGAAGGGCAAGCCACCCCUUACUUACACAACCUCACACACUAUAGAUUUUUAAAGUUCUUGUGUACAACAGUUUAGCUACAGAUAUAACUUCUACUUUUGAUAAAGAGCACUCGCUCUGCAUAUUUCUUAAGAAAUAAGGCGUCUUUACUGGGAUAUUUGUCAAACUAUGCAAUUUUCCAAAUGUGUGUGGAGUAAAAUGUUGUGACCAAGAAUCAUUCAGGAUUAACAACACAAACUGUUUUGAUAGCAGAAACAGUCUGCCUUAUAGUUCCCAUACUUUACCGCUGCAGUUUUUCUAUAACCUAUAUUUUAUCAGGCAGACACCCUGAUAUUAAGGCUGUGUUCUCAGCUCUGAGAAUGAUGUGAAGGCAGUGACUACAGUGUUUUUACAGAGGCUGUGACCAGCUGUUAUUAGCAGAGGUGGACAAAGUACACACAUUCAUCACUUACGAUACAGACACUUGUGUUAAAAAUACUCUAGUAAAGCCAGAAAUGUGAAAAUGUACUCAAAAUACAUAUAAAGGUAAAAAGUAGCUCUUUGGAGGAUGUUUUUAUACUAGCUGUGUUUUGGUGGUUUUGCUAAGCUAUUUGAAUCUCAUGGCAUAUUCAUAUAACGAUGAAAUAAUAUUACUAUUGGGAAUAUGGAUUUCCAACUUAAAUUCUAAUUCUAAUGGAUGUACACAGCUUGACCAUCUCUUAUAUACAGUGGUGUAUUGCCCCCUUCCUGAUUUCUUAGGGUUUUUUUGUAUUUGUCAACUUAAAUGUUUCAGGUCAUCAAACUGAUUUUAAUACUAGACAAAGAUAACUUGAGUAAACAGAAAUGCCGUUUUUAAAUGAUGAUUUUAUUUAUUAAGGGAAUAAAAGCUACUCAAACCUACAUGGCCCUAUGUGAGUAAGUGUAACCACCCUCCAAACCUGAUAGCUGACUGUUUCAUAGUUGUCAGAAAGAACUGCAACCAGAUGUUUGCAGUAACUAGCAAUGACUCAAAGUAAAAGUGUCUUACUGCUGAAACCAGUUGCAGCCUUUACUUUGAAGAUGAACUGUCUCUGUUCUGGUUUGCACUUUUCGCGCCUUCACUGCUGCUUAGCAAGUAGUUGCAGAAAAGUCGGCUCGUCCAUACAAAUUGCAGGAGACUGGAGCCAAUCUGCCAGAGACCGAAGCAAUCGCAAUGAGGUUUUUUGUGUGUAACCUGCUGUUUAACCCUUUGCAACCAGUUUUACCUCCUGCAACACAAGGUUGCUUUAGGCUGACCGGCCAGAUUGUAGGCCUUUAGUUAACGUCAAAUGCAAACACUACGUUACUCCGCUAUGUCCUUCAUUUGAUGUCAAUUCUCUACAUUACAUGUUUUCUUAAACUGUGUUUUAUGUCGUCCGAAACUGUAGUUGAGGUUUUCUUAACUAAUGUCACUUUUGUUGUUAGAUACUGUUAUAAUAGCGUUAGGUAGUUGGCUAACUAAGGAGGUAGUUAACUACCUAAUGCUACUCUUGCUAAGUGUAAAGUAUACAUGUUUAAGACGUGCUGACAUGAGUAAUACAGAAAUAAUGCUAAUGGUACUUGUAUCUUUAUUCAGUGUCCAAUAAAGACAGGUUGUCAGGGGAGGUCGGUGUGAGAGCCCUGUGCUACAGGUCAAUGAGGAAGAGUGAGGCACCACACAGACUAAGUGUAGGCAGGAAGCCUUGUAAAGUUGUUAAUCCCCGUUCAGUGGGGUUCAGUUCAUUUAAGCAUUAGUUAAGUUCAUUCCUAAAGGCCCAUCAACUUGAAUGUUUUCCUUGUCUCCCUGCUUUAUCACUCCUAAUUUGACUAGUCAGAUAGUUUAAUCAACGUGUGUUUGGGUGAUCAGAAACAUUUGACACCAAGUUAAUACUGCAAAUAUACACAAUCUAAGUUAUUACAGUUAUCAAGGAUGGUUAAGUUGUUUUAAUAGGGAGAGAAGGAAACACUAAGCAUUCAGGAAGGUAAGCCUGUAGGGGUCAGUAACCAUAACACUGAACUAUGUUCCUGUUCGGCUCUUUCAUGAAGAUGAUGUUACAUUUUUAAUUUACGUUCUUUCUUCGUAUAUUAAGUUUCUGGAUUCAUCGCCGGUGAUACUGACACAUAGCCAGUGCUCCUGUGUGGCAGGCACUGUUAUGUGCAAUCACACAAUGGCACUGCUCUUCCAAACAGCACACUACUCACAACUCAGAGUGCCGGUUGUCCCCCCUGUGCAUAGCUGCACGGAAUCUGAACAGCAAUGGCACAAGCCACGGACAGUGGGUGUGAAGCCAGGACCCAUCAACUCCAUGAUCUUCACUAAGCCGGUACCAAAUAGGAUGGCCCAGACUGGAGUACAGAGUGGCUUCUACAGAGGCACGGUGGGUCCGUUACCAGAUCCCUGCUUGUUCAGAAUAACGGAGGCAUAUGCAAAAUUUAAUAUUGAGGACAGGCCACUUGUGACCACAAUGAACAUGAGACCUGACAAGCCCCUUGUGGAAAGUGCUUUUGGGCUGGUGCAGGAGGGCAGAGUUCUGUCAUAUCAGCAGCCGGUUUUGACAACCCGGUACAUCACACUACACCGUGAUGCACCACCAACACCGCACUUGCCUCUGGAGGGGUAUGACAUCUUGCCAUCAGAUUGUGUGUUUGUGUGCUCAGAAGAAGAGCUUCUGCAUCUGAAAAGCUUGUCUGUAACUCUGGAAAUGGCUCACAAAAUAGAGGAAGCUACACGUGAGCAAAGCUCUUCAUCUGAGUGGCAUCAGCUCCGCAGGCCCAGAGUGACUGCCUCUAGGUUUCGGGAGGUGUGUCACGUCAGAGGCCAGAGCUCAGCAGAGUCACUAGCAGAGCGUAUAUUGAAGGGAGCAAGGCAGACAGCAGACAUGAGGAGAGGAACUGAGAUGGAGCCUGCAAUAGCAGCAGAGUAUAGUAGGCUAAUGAAUGUUAACUACUCACCCUGUGGUCUGGUCAUUCACCCCAUUGCCCCCUGGCUUGCUGCAUCUCCUGAUGGUGUUGUUUUUGACCCCAAUGAAUACCCCCAGUUUGGCCUCGUCGAAUUCAAAUGUCCCAAUGUACAAAACUUUAUUGACUGCAAAUAUGUGCAAAUGGAAUGUGGUACCCCUAAACUAAAAAAGAGCCACGCAUAUUACUGGCAAGUGCAAGGACAACUGCUCAUCAGUGGGAUGUAGUGGUGUGACUUUGUUGUGUGGGCAACUACCUAGUGCCAAGAGGACUACCUAGUGCCUAGAAUAUACAUGGAUACAGAUGUGCACAAUGCAAUCAGAGAAAAGGCUGACUACUUCUUUUUUUUUACAUAUAUAUGCCAAGAUACCUGUGUUUGGAAAAAUGAACAGUGAAAACAUAGCAAAAAGGAAAACAGAUUCUUCAGGCUGGCUGGAACAAAAUAACUGAUAUUUUAUUUGCAAUGUAUUUCAUGAUUUUUUUGUUGUUGUUACAUGUUACUUUUAUGUGAAAUCAAUAAACUGUUAUUUAAGCAA
This is a messenger RNA of Oreochromis aureus, 7097 nucleotides long. RefSeq lists its product as uncharacterized. The coding region runs from base 5757 to 6788 and encodes 343 amino acids. Lineage: Eukaryota; Metazoa; Chordata; Actinopteri; Cichliformes; Cichlidae. The transcript has 5 exons. The record is from RefSeq and is a predicted model, not a curated record.